Trypanosoma grayi is the source of this 723-nucleotide messenger RNA. Its product is annotated as solute carrier family 50 (sugar transporter). Gene Ontology annotation, molecular function: sugar transmembrane transporter activity. The coding region runs from base 1 to 723 and encodes 240 amino acids. The record is from RefSeq and is a predicted model, not a curated record. The transcript has a single exon. Gene Ontology annotation, cellular component: membrane. Gene Ontology annotation, biological process: carbohydrate transport. Lineage: Eukaryota; Euglenozoa; Kinetoplastea; Trypanosomatida; Trypanosomatidae.
AUGGUGUCGUUUACGGGUUUCGUCUCUGUUUCGGCAACCGCCGCCUCCAUAUGCAUGGUCGGCGCCCCUGUAGUUACUGUAAGAAAAAUGGAGAAGCAGCGUUCAGUAGGGGCGAUGACUCCAUUGUACUUUUCUGCACAACUAGCGAGCUGCGCGGUUUGGUCCAUAUACGGCGUCAUGCAGGAUGCAUUUGGCGUGAUAUUGUGCAACGCCAUUGGAAACGCCAUUGCGACUUACUGUUUGCUUGUGUUCCUCUCAGUUGCCCGUCGUGAGGAGAAGUCGGGACACCGCAUAGCCAACACAACGUACAAAAAGUCGCAGACGACCGUAAUGAUAGCGAUCUCUUUCAUAGCCUGCGCGUCGCUGCUGAUUGUGUGCCUCGCCUCUGUGAAGCCACCGGCCGCCAAGACUUUGAAUGGACUCCUCGGAAGCUGUUGCUCCGUUUUCAUGUUGAGUUCUCCCUUGGCGCUGGCCGGGGCCAUCAUAAAGAACAAGAACGCGGAGGGUUUGGCACCACUUACGAUAACCUUCGCGCUUGCAAACACAUCGCUCUGGUGUCUUUACGCCCUCCUAAAAAGGGAUAUUUUUAUAUUUGUCCCAAAUCUCCUCGGUAUUGCUGCUUGCCUCUUUCAGUUUUUGCUUUUUUUCAUGUACGGGCAAAAACCUGCGAAGGCUGUCGCCGUAAAGGCCGCCGUUGCACCCCUUCCCUUUUCGGGCGAUUAG